Molecule: messenger RNA, 1106 nt
Organism: Caenorhabditis elegans
Lineage: Eukaryota; Metazoa; Nematoda; Chromadorea; Rhabditida; Rhabditidae
Source: the annotation of a RefSeq genome assembly
AUGUUUGAAUUUGGACGACUGGCGGUUGUCCUCUCAUAUAUUUCCUGAUUCGUUUUUUUUAUAUAUUCUCUACUGGUUUUUAAUGAUAAGUGAUGCAAACUUGUCAUAUAUCUAUUGAUAAAUAGCUGUAGUAUUUUGUGAUAUUAGAAACUUCUCCAAAUGUGUAAUAUUUCUUCAAAAACUCAAAAAGGAAAUUUGAUAUCUUGCAAAUUCCCCGAUGUGCCGUUUCUUGUUGCUAAUUUGAUUUUGCAAAAGUUGGAGCCCAUUGAUCUAUUAACAGUUCGUAAAGUUUGUCGAAGUUUGAGAGCAUGCGUUGACAAAUUGAAAUCCCAUUUCGAUACAAUCCUCCUUGACAUUAGAAAAGAUCACAUCGAUUUGAUAUUGGACGGAAAUUGGAUAAGAUACAGUGCUGGCUACGAAGAAUCAGAAAAUUCAUGUUUUUCAAUACCAUUUUGGAAAGCUCUGUGUAUUGAUGCAGGAAAACGAGGUUCAACGCGUUCAAGGAUUUGAAGACAUCAUUGAAGCAUGUAUCAAAAUUGGAAAUUUAUUACUGUAUACCAAAUAGAUACGACGUUUUUGCAUCUUUCAUUGACUUUUUGAAAUCAAAAAAAUUUAUUCACUCUGAGAUGAUAGUUUUUCACAAAUUCCCAUUCGAUGACGUCAUUUCUAUCCUUCCAUAUUUCGAUGCACAAACACUGGAGACGAUUGAGUUGUGCCGUUUUGGCUCACUGGAUCAAUUUGAACGGAUAAUUUAUUUGGAUCAGUGGAGAAAUGCGAAGACCUUCAAAUUUGAAAAUUCCUAUUUUUGCAGUAAGUUACUGGUUCAUUUGUUUCAUUUUCAAUGUUUUUAUAUCAACGAAAUGCUCGACUUUACAACACAAGUUGCAGUUAAAAUUAGAGAUGAUCUCAUGAGAAGAAGUACAUUUCAAUGUUGUCAGAUUUAUUUCGAAAAAUCUGACUCAAUGGAGCUUGCAAAAGUAUUCAAACCGGACUAUACUGGCGGAAUUGAAUUCAACAUCGAAUUUUCUGAUGAUAACUUAAAUUUCUUGGUUACUUGUUCACGUUUGCAUUUUGAUAGUUUUAUUUUCUCUGUGAAAAGAUUAUGA